Nilaparvata lugens (brown planthopper) is the source of this 7155-nucleotide messenger RNA. It is a transcript of the gene PKD, whose product is annotated as serine/threonine-protein kinase D3. The record is from RefSeq and is a predicted model, not a curated record. The transcript is spliced from 18 exons. Gene Ontology annotation, molecular function: ATP binding; protein serine/threonine kinase activity. NCBI's taxonomy places the organism in Eukaryota, Metazoa, Arthropoda, Insecta, Hemiptera, Delphacidae. Gene Ontology annotation, biological process: protein phosphorylation. Bases 248 to 2803 code for a protein of 851 amino acids.
GUACAGUCGACAACCAGUGAACCGAUCUGACAGAUCAAAUCCAGCAGGUUUGUUCCUGUUUGUUGUAGUAGUAGGUUUGACGUCAAGCGAGUUACUUGUGUCAUUACGGUAUUUCAAAUAAAUUAUUUUAUCAAAAGUGACAAUGUGAUGUGAAGUGACAGUGUGUUCUAUGUUCAAAAUAUGUUGUAGUUAAUCAAUUUUGUUUAGCACAGUUUUGUUCUCAGUUGAUUUUUAUUGAGGGGGUUGAAUGGCGGCGGGCGAAGGUUCCGAGGUGACGUUCCUGUUCCAGUUCGGACUGGUGCGGGACACAGUGACGGCCGACGCCAGUCUGCUCACGCUCAAGUCGCUCAAGGAGUACGCCUGCGACUUCAUCAACACUAAGUGUCCCGAGCACGGCGUGAACCGGUUGGCCGAUCGACUGCUGCUGUUCCGUCAUGACUACUCAUCACCCAACAUCCUCCAUCUCGUUUACUCCGCUUCCGAAGUUACAGAUGAAACGCUCAUCGAAAUCAUCCUGACAGCUCAAAUCCCAGCUGAGGAGACAGUGCCUAUUCGACCUCACACACUGGUCGUCCACUCCUACAAAGCGCCAACUUUCUGUGAUUUUUGUGGUGAAAUGCUCUUUGGACUUGUACGUCAGGGAUUAAAGUGUGAAGGUUGCGGCCUAAACUACCACAAGCGAUGUGUGAUCAAGAUUCCGAACAACUGCAGCAUGGCGCUGGAGGGGUCGCGACGUCGCUCGUCCACUCUGCAGGUGCCGCGCAGUCCCUCAGAGACAUCGUCCACCUCCUCCCUCACCUCCGCCUCCGAGGACUCCAGUCUGGUGGUGAGCGGUUUGAACAGCCUGUUUGUGCCUUCGAAAGCGGGCAGCGGCAGUCGCUCGCCGUCGCUGGGAGGCCGGCCGCCCUGGCUCGAGAAGGAGCUGGCCAGCCGCAUCAAGAUCCCGCACACGUUUGUGCUGCACUCGUACACCCGGCCCACCGUUUGCCACCUCUGCAAGAAGCUGCUCAAGGGCCUCUUCAAGCAGGGCAUGCAGUGCAAGGACUGCCACUACAACGCGCACAAAAAGUGCAUCGACAAAAUACCCAAGGACUGCACCGGCGAGAAUCCACGUGACCCGUCAGGUCAGCUGCUACAGCUGUUCGCCUGUCAGUCGAAAAUGGCCGACAGUUUGGCGAGUACCCCGGAUAGUGGAGUGGGAAGUGAGCCGGAGAGAGAGAACAACAAAGAUCUGCUAGAAGACGACAGUGAUAAUGAAAUAAAUUCGUCAUCGCCAGCCGAGGCUCGAAGGAUGAACUCCCCCACUUCACCCUCAUCCACUGCCCCCUCGCCUUUAUCCAAUGGUGCUUACAUUGAUGUUAUAACGACUCAUUAUGAGGAACCAGACGUGGAAAAAAGGCCCACAAGCUCAUCACCAAGUAAUAACAUUCCACUCAUGAGAAUUGUGCAAUCAGUGAAGCAUACAAAACGAAGAGGAUCGAAAGUAUUGAAAGAAGGCUGGAUGGUGCACUUCACAAACAAAGAUAGAAUGCGGAAAAGACAUUACUGGCGACUGGACUCGAAAUCGGUGACAUUGUUCCAAAGUGACACCGGCUCAAAGUAUUACAAAGAAAUUCCAUUAGCUGAAAUCUUGGCCGUAGAAUCAGCGAGACGGCUGCAAGGAGACGUGAUGCACUGUUUCGAGCUGCGAACGGCGAACGUGGACUACUUUGUGGGCGAGGACCCGUACUUCGGCCGCAAGGAGGGCACGCCCAUCAACCUGCCGCCGCCUGAGAGCGGAAUCGGCGCACACCUCGCCAAGAGCUGGGAGACCAGCAUCAGGCAGGCGCUCAUGCCUGUUGCCCCCAACACAAAAACAGAACCAUCUGCAGAGCCGGAGGAGCGGGUGACUGAUAUGAGUCAGCUGUAUCAAAUACACCCCGACGAAGUUCUUGGCUCUGGACAAUUUGGUAUUGUAUAUGGAGGAUUACAUAGAAAAACAGGACGAGCUGUAGCCAUCAAAGUGAUCGACAAACUGCGGUUCCCAACAAAACAAGAGGCUCAGUUGAAGAAUGAAGUUGCAAUAUUGCAGAACCUGUCGCAUCCGGGUGUUGUCAAUUUAGAACGCAUGUUCGAGACAGUUGAGCGUAUAUUCGUUGUCAUGGAAAAGCUCAAAGGAGACAUGUUAGAAAUGAUAUUGUCCAGCGAGAAGCGAAGUCUCUCUGAGAGAAUAACUAAGUUCCUUAUCACUCAGAUCCUUAUAGCAUUGAAACAUCUGCACAGUAAAAAUAUAGUUCACUGUGAUUUGAAACCGGAGAAUGUGCUUCUCAGUUCAGACUCAGAUUUUCCUCAGGUGAAGCUUUGCGAUUUUGGCUUUGCUCGCAUUAUCGGCGAAAAGUCGUUUCGUAGAUCAGUUGUCGGCACUCCUGCCUAUUUAGCUCCAGAGGUUCUGCGAAACAAGGGCUACAACCGGUCACUGGACAUGUGGAGUGUUGGCGUGAUCGUGUACGUGUCGCUGAGUGGCACGUUCCCCUUCAACGAGGAUGAGGACAUCAACGAGCAGAUACAGAAUGCCGCAUUCAUGUACCCACCCAAUCCAUGGAAGGAUAUCUCCCGAGAUGCAAUUGAUCUGAUCAAUAAUCUGCUCCAAGUGAAGCAGCGAAAGAGGUUCACAGUCGACAAAUCUCUGUCUCAUGUUUGGCUCCAGGACUACCAGACGUGGUGCGACCUCCGAGAGCUGGAGUCCGCGUCGAACUGUCGCUACCUGACUCACGAGUCGGACGACGCGAGGUGGGAGUCGUUCCGCGAGAAUCACCGCCUCUGACCUCGGUGGGGAGUCAAGUUCCGCCGUCUCGUGCACUACUCUGCCGCCCCUCCAUCUCCGCACAGUCCCACCACAUUCUGAUCUUCAAUCGACACCGAUGACCGAAGUCCAUUCGUGUUCAUUCAAGCUGAGCGACUUGUAUAAUAAUUAUCAACACCAUUCCAUUCAUGUACAGUCAAUCCGAGCAACUUGUAUAAGUUGUGUCUUUAGUGCUAUUCUACUUCCAUCACUGCAAAUAUUGUUAUAAGUAUCUGAUGCUUCUCAGACAGUGGUACAUUCAUGUAGCUUACAUACAAUAUGUGCAACUUUUAUAAGUUUUGUUUUCAGUGAUUUACCCCAUCACUGAAACCAAUAUUUUAAAUAUCUAAUACUUUCAGACUACAGUAGACUAUUCUGAUUCAUGCACAUUCUGAACGUCUUUUAUAAGAUAUGUUUUUAAUGCUAUUUUACUUCCAUCACUGAAACCAUUGUUUCAAGUAUGGAAUGCUUUUCUUACUACAGUAGUCUAUUAAUGUUUAUACAAUCUGAACAUAUUUUAGAAUUAUUGUGUUUUUCGUUGCUACUUCACUUCCAUUACUGAAAACAUUUUUAUAAGAAUCUGAUGCUUUUCAGACAGUAGUUCAUCAAUGUACAUUCAAUCCUAGCAACUUCUAUGAGUUGAGUGUUUUCAGUCUUAUUUUACUUCCUACACUGAUAACAUUCUUAUAAGUAUCUGAUGCUUUUCAGACAAUAGUUUAUCCAUGUACAUUCAAUCCUAGCAACUUCUAUGAGUUGAGUGUUUUUGAGUCAGUCUUAUUUUAUUUCCUACACUGAAAACAUUCUUAUAAGUAUCACAUGCUUUACAGACAGUAGUCCAUUCAUGUAGGCCUACAUACAAUCCGAGCGACUUUUAUAAGUCUACUCAGAGAUGUUUGGUGGAUGAGUGGUCAAGUAAACCCGACCUGGUUCAUUCUCUAAUCCACUCCCACCUGUGGUUUAGCAGAUAGUUCCAAGUACAGUUACUAUAUAGAAACUGUAAUAUAGUAACUGUAGUUUCAAGUAUUGAUACAAAGUUGUAAGAAAUGUGUAGUUUCAAUACCACACUACAUACCUAUGACACAAUGAAUCAGAUUUGUAGUAAUAAUUAUUGAAUUCUUUAUGUGUGUUCAUUUGUAAUGAUUCUCAUUCAAACAUUCCGAAAAUAUGUUCAUGCACAAGAUAACAAACGUAACACCUAAAAGUAUUCAUUUUUGUGUUAGUUUUAUGUGAACUGGUACAGUAUUCUAAACUGACGUGAAUUGUCUUGGGGUUUUUUAUUGAAAGUAUUUUGCUGAUAAGUUUUGAUAGAGAGUUGAUAUCUCACUGCUCUUCGAAAAAUUAGUUUUUCCAUUGAUAUGUGUUAGAAACUAAAUUAUUCUCAAUAUUGAUAAAUUUUUACCAUUGUGACGUCUGCUUUCGAGUGGUCAAGUUUCUUGAGUUGAGACCAACCUCUUUGGAGCUCUUCAAUUUCAAUACUCCACAAGUAUAAAUUAACUGUUAUGGAAAUACUAACUUAUAGUUUAUACAAAUCUGAUGAAUUUAUAUAUUUUGUGCUUCCAAUUGACUACUUCCAGCUAUUCUCUUUAUAGCUUUCUUCUAAAUCAGGCCUCUGUAUCUUGAAGCUUCCUUUCAUCCAAGAUGGAAACUUUUUUAUACGAAACAUUUAUAUAUUUUAAUAAUUCUUGAUUGCAAUAUUGAUAUUUUAUUGUUUCAAUUGUUAUUUGUAUUUUUAUUGUUAUCUAUUGGAAUACGAUUCCAAAGAUUUUUUAAUUGAAUAUUAGUGUAUUGGAAAAGUUAUUAUACGAGUCAGAAUAAUUAUUCAACUUGUUGAUUAAGAUCUUCAUACUUCAUUCUCUCACUUUUUAUUCUUGUUAUGGAGUUUAACUGUAUUAACUAAGUUAAUUGUUUUCAUAUGUUUAUCUUCUACAAAAUAUUCAUAUUAAACCCUAAUAUAAUUUUUAUUGUAAAUAUUAUUCUCAAACAUCACACAAUAAAUUAUUCCUUGCCGCUUCAUGUAUGUGGAUGUAAAGAAUAAUCAAUUAGAUUUUUUAAACUUGAAAGAACUCUAUAGACGAUUCUAGAAUCUUUCGAUUUUAGAUUUUUUGACUUACAGUAUUAAUAUGUUAACCACUCAAGAUAGUGUUAUCUUGGUGACGCAUCACCACAUAACUAAAAUGUUUCAUUAUUCAUUUUUUCAUUAAUUACCUACAUCAAUUAAUUGCAGCAAUAUUAUUAUGGUAUCAACAUUCAUCAUGCUUACAAGGAUACAACAUACAUAAAGACAUCAAUCGUGUAUACUGUAAAUAUAAAGUAUUAAUAUAAUAAUUGUAUUGUCACAUUAUAUUCGACUGAAAUUUAUCCACUGUUAUGAUUGGCUCCAAACAAGACUUGCUAAAAUGUGCUUUACAGUACUUUUCAUUGAUUCAUAUCAAGACACAGUUUCAUAAUAGAAACAUAUAAUUAAUUCGGCUAAAAAUGUUAAUCGACAUUCCUAACGAUUUUCGACUUUAAAGCAUUCCUGCCCAAUGAACACAGAUAGAAGUUUUUAAUCACUUUUUAAUGUUAGUUGACAACUUCUAUUUAUAUAUUCCCAUUAUAAAAAAAUACCACAUCAAACACAAUAGACAACAUAACUGUAACAUUCCUACACAGUUUUAUUAAUUUAAAUCAGCUUUCUUUUGUUUUUUUAUAUUUAUUGUCUUUUUGAAUGAUAAUCUCAUUCCAUUAUGCUAAUUGCUUAUCAUUCCACUUCUACUAUAAAUUCUAUUAGAACAGUAUUAUCCUUAAACUGAUUUCAUCCUUUUCUAUCUUAUUCAGAAGCAUUACAGCUUGAAGCUUUGAAACUGAUGAACUUUGAAAGAAACUUAUUUUGCGAUGAAAGAAUUUGUUCCCCGUUUAUAAAUUUUACUUAUAAUUUGAUGAUCAUGUAUAAAAAUAUAAAUUUCAAAUAUACAUUUUUUUUCGCUUUGUAAACCAGAAGCUUUCAAAUCUUUUGCUACUCCACUCUUCAAGUGCCUAUUUGUCAUAAAGAUUUAUAUCAUGGCCUAACCUGUAUGGAAAUGAAAAAUAUCUAUAUCGACCAUAGAAUGAUCUUAUAGCUAAAAUAAAACUUGUGAACAAGAUUUCAAUGCUUGCUCUUGCUUUGUAAAAAAUAUAAAUCUCAUAUUCUUCAUGAAAAUAUGAAAACCAUUAAUUUAUGCCGCCUAAUAUUAUGUUUUUGAUAAAAACUAAUUCGUGUGUAACAUUUCUAUGUCUGAAUCCAACCCAAUCUUUGUUUGAGUCUCUAAUUCACAUCAAGUUUUCUAAAUAAAUCUCCCAGUUGCUUUUUAUUGCAAUUCUCUUCUACCGAUCAUUCUCAACUUACAAAUAUUCUAAUAACGUGUACCAACUCUAUUAGAUGUUUGUAAUUUAUGUGUGAAAAUAUUAAAUUAUUUGUAUUCAAAUAGUUUAAUAAUCCCAGCUCUUGUAAAUAUCUUCAGUACCACCGUGAUAUUUUAGUGACAUCCUAGCUGUUUUUAUUGUAUUUAUUCUUUAUUGAAUCAACAAAAUGAUAGGGAGAGAAAAAAUAAGGUAACCUUGUGCUAUGCCUCUCCCAAAUUUAGAUGAGGUUACACAUAGUCCGAAUUUGUAUUCAAACUAAUAGUGAUCUUGUAUUCAUACAUUUUUAACGAAUUUCGGAGUUACAAUUAUAAACAUUGCUAAGCUAAGUCCAUGAUUAAUAUUUUGUCUCGUUUAUAUGUUUAAUUUUGUCUAUCACAAGAAAUUAUUUAGCUCAUAUUUCUCCUCUUUUUAAUAUGUCAGUAUUUAUUUCUUCCACUUAUAGACAACAUGCAUCAGUGUCUGUUUUAUACAUAUUUUUGAUAUUAUUUUAUACUAAAACUGCACUUUGAUACGAAUGUAGUUUUAAACCAGUGAGUAUUUAAUACUCAUUUUCAAUCUGUGAUUCGCUGUUUCAUUUAGAAAUAUUUUUACUCUAUGCUGAACCGCUGUUCUUUGUAUGUUAUCUUCCCAUUUUGUCAUUUUCCCCUCUGUCUUCCGAAUAAGAUACUACUGUAGUUUAUGUUGUCAUUGUAAUAACUAUUAUAAUUUUCUAUUUAUUAUGAAAACAAGUUAGAACUAGAUGAAAAUGAAAGGCCUAAUGAAUUGUGAAUAUUGUUGACUCAGUAUUAUAGUGUGCUGAUAAAUGUUGGAAUAAAUGAAUAUUUGUCUUCGAGUGAAUGAUAAAAUAUAAAUAUGUGUAUUUCUAGUAUUAUUGUGUAACACCAUGUUAAUGUUGUGGGUUGUAUUGGGGGAAAAUGAUUCCAAAUUUUAAAAUAAAAAUGUAUUAAUAUUAA